Acaulospora morrowiae is the source of this 1176-nucleotide messenger RNA. The record is from the annotation of a GenBank genome assembly. Lineage: Eukaryota; Fungi; Glomeromycota; Glomeromycetes; Diversisporales; Acaulosporaceae.
AUGCAAAACGACGAUGAAUAUGAAUGGACGAACAACAAAAGAAGGGAAUCUUCUGAGGACGCUGAAACACCAACAGAGGCCACAAAGAAUGCAUCCAGGCUUGCUCCUUCGGUGUAUGGCGAGGAUGAAAAUAGUUUCAACAAAGCUCAUCUAAGUCAUAUCUUUUUCGAACCCAUCGCAAGAGAAAAAUACAAAAUGUCGGAAACCGACCACGAUUUUUGCCUUCUGUUUCGACCAACUCCACGUCUAUUCUCGAUCUGUAUCAAUAGAAUGAGGGAUGAAGUGGUGAUUCCGCUUGAUCAGAUACUAAGUUGUAAAUUCAUUGAUCCGAGGAAUAUUGCGUUAAAGCUAAAACCGGGUUAUACGCGAGCGUACUAUUCGCAUGUCAAAGGGUUCCCUUAUAAGAAUGAACCUCUGUUGCGAAACAGCGAUCCGUCAAAUGGCUUGCUCUCGGAAACUAAUGAUGUUAUUCUGAGAGCCUAUGGUGGAAAAGCUUUUGAUUUUCUUUCGAAUCAAAGUUUUGUUACCCGAGAAGUGAUAGACAAAGGAAGAACCAAUCAAUCGCAAGGUGAUGGUAAUGCAAAGCCAUUCCAGCCAAAUGUAAACAACAACUCUCAUUCGACACCCGUCAAUGAUCAAGGCUCUCGUUUUGAAAUUCCGAUCGAAGACAAGGAUCCCACGAACGUUCGCAGGCCACCAAAUCUGGUAAUGCCACCUCCUCAUCCGUCACAGGUGUCAAAGAACACAACAUUGCAAUCCUCAAAUUUCCAAAGUUUUUCCAGUUUAAAAACUCCACAGAAUUUUAUCAAUUCAGCAAAGCCGUCAGUCUCCAAAAGUACGACAAAUGUUCAAUUGCCACCUUCUAAUUCUGUAUACCAGUUGAACCACACGCCAAAGACAAGUUCAUUUCAAAACUCACAUCACGAAGAGCUUUACAUCACAUGCACUUUUCCUACUGAAAGGCGUGCGAUCCUAUAUUCCAUUGAGGGUUCAUACUACCAUCUUUGUUUUCGCAUCAAAGAUAAAUUUAAAAAAACUUGGGAUAAAGCCUGGUAUAAGUCUAAAGAAAAAAGUGGUGACUGGUUACCCCUGGAAGACGAAAAUGACUGGAAAAUGGCCAAAUUAACGAGAAAAAAAAUCAAAGGGUAUAUUAGAAUCGAAAUUUAUUUGAGAUGA